Tricharina praecox is the source of this 1179-nucleotide messenger RNA. RefSeq lists its product as uncharacterized. The transcript is spliced from 6 exons. The record is from RefSeq and is a predicted model, not a curated record. NCBI's taxonomy places the organism in Eukaryota, Fungi, Ascomycota, Pezizomycetes, Pezizales, Pyronemataceae. Bases 182 to 970 code for a protein of 262 amino acids.
CCAGACGAUAGCUUUGUAUGUACAACCUGCUCAGCGCCCAGGCGGAGGGUGAGGGAGAUGUUGCAAUAUCUGUCUAGAUCAGGUAGUCAUGGUAGAAGGCACGGGUUGAACCCCACCGGCGAGCGGCAGACUCGGCAACACCUCACGGCCAUGAGUUCCACCUACACCUAAAGACAUCACGAUGUUCCUCAGCGAUGAAGACGCGCUCGAAAUCAGUAUCGCAAACGGUGCGGACGUGCAGCCACUUGAUCUAAUCAUCCGGCGACCCUUAUUAUCGGCGAGCGGAAGCUCGGCCAGUAUUCCAUCGGGGACCCUUCUAUCGGAAUGCACCUUGGCCAGUACCCCAUAUACGACCCUUACUAUCGGCGAGUACCUCGGCCAAUACCCUACCAUCCGCAAGCGCCAACUGCGGCCACUAUUCAGUCGACGAGCACUUCGAGACCUACAUCCAGAAACCAAUGGAAAUGGCUUGCUCGGGAUGCAUCAAGGCAAAGGCACGCCGAGUGUUAGAUGCGAGUACCCUACGGUCGGCACUGACUAUGCACGUACCUACAAUAAGAGGAAGCGGUAUAUGCAGAAGAGCUGCAACUUGCAAGAACCACCACCACCACCACCACCACCACCACCACCAUCAGAGUUGCAGAAUGCAUCUGAAGCGCAGCCAACGCCGCUCCCUACAUUCCUGACAAGGCAGUGGAAGAUUGCAACGCAGCAACAGAGUCGGUCACCCGAGGCUCAACGCCUAAUGGGGUGCAAGUGGGUCUACAAGACGAAAAGGAAUCCCGACAGCUCUACCAGGUAUAAGCACAUAAUGGGUGGAAGAGCUGUCGGAUUCUGCAGAUCCGGUGAGCUACCGGGAGCUAUUGAGCACCCGAGACGCGGCCAUGACUGGUCUGGAGCAGUUGACGAGGAAUUCUGGCCGUUGGCCGAGAACUCAACAUGGGACUAUGUCCGGCUGGAAGACGUUUAGAAUUCGGAAGGGGACGGCGAUGGAAAUCAUGCCUGCAGACUGAGAAAGUCCUUCUACGGACUGGUUCAAGCUCCUCGCCUUUGGCAUCACUAUGUUUCAAUGCUUGCUGGUAGGCAGCAAGAGGGGAAGUGUUGCAAUAUCUGUCUAGAUUAGUCAUGGUAGAAGGCACGGGCCUUUACCCCCUAUUCCUAUAUAUCUUGGGUUCUCAC